UUAUACCCAUGUGGGGAAUCGAACCCAGUCUUCGGCAUGACGAACGAACCAUUUAACCACUAUAUGGGCUACCAAAUCGCAACCAUCAGGGAGAAUUUAUAGACGCUGGAGUCACGGUUUUGCUUUACAAGCCCCAAUGUGUUCCCUCCAUAUGAACCCAUGAAGACACCAUAGCGACCAGAAAACAAAAUAUGGCACAUGUAUCAGUUUCACAAAAUCUACGAGAAGACUUCUUAACCUGCAAAAUAUGUUUGAAUAUUUAUGACUCACCAAAGAUCUUAUCUCCAUGCCUCCACACCUGCUGCAAGGGGUGCAUUGAGAAACUCAUCCAUGGAUCUCAGACUGAUUUAAUCCUCUGUCCUGAAUGUCAAAGGCCAGUCAAAAUCACAGACAAAAACCCUGAGUCCCUCCAAGAUAAUUUCUAUGUGAAUGGCCUAGUGGAUGCAUUUUCAAUCAACAGCUGCUCUGUGUGUAAAUUAAGAGGAUCCAGCAACUCAGCAAGCCACCAGUGCCUUGACUGUGGGGACAGCCUUUGCAAUCUGUGCUCUGCUGGCCAUCUUGCUUCCAGGACAACAGUAAACCACAGAGUUGUCCCCCUUCAGGAAGUAGCAAGUGGGCAGUAUGAUAAUGAGAUCAUCAAUAAGAAGCACCUGUACUGUGUUGAACACAAGGACAAGGAGUGUUCCAUCUACUGCAAGUCCUGCAGCAAACCUAUCUGUGUCCAGUGUGCACUUAUUGGCCACAGAGACCAUGAACUGGCCAGUGUGGAAGAUGGUUCAGCUGAUGCAGGGGAGGUUGCCCAUAACAUUCUGGGAGAGGGUCAAGAGCUUCUCCGGAAUCUUACUGUCCUUUGGAAGAAGGUGCAAACAGAUCAAGCAAAAGUGCUUGAAAAACAACAGACUGCCGUCAAUGAGGUUGAAAUCACAGCUGAGGAAAUCAUACAGAAUGUGAUUGCACAGAAAGACAGGGCCGUGGCCCAAUUGCACAAGUCUUAUACUGACAUGGGGAAUGAGUAUGCAGCAUUGAAACUGGAGGUGGACAACGCUGGCAGAUGGGCAAGGAAGAUGGUUGAUACUACCAAGGUUAUUGUGAGUCAGAGCAGUGGAGCUGAGCUGCUGCUUCUCACGGAGACCCUGAAGCAGGGGCUGUUGCAGAUACAGGACGUCUACAUGACACUUCAGCAGAAGACCAACCCGCUUGAAGUGCAGAUUUCCUGGAAUGUGGAUCCAAAUGUGCAUGAUAUUCUGAACAGGUCUGUCUUUGUUGUGAACUAUGGAUUUCCUGAAACUACACCUCCCCCCGGCAUGAGUAAUUAUCAGCAACCUCAUCCAAUCACAAAUAGUGCAGCAUCAUAUGCAAGUCUUCCGACAGAUACUCCACGCAGUUCUCCUGAGUUAGUGAUGAAUGAUCCACUGACGACUGCCAAGAAGUAUAUAUCUGUUAGUUCAUCGCUCUUGUUUAAACCUUUGCAGUCACAGACAGUUGCAUCAAGUCCUGAUGACCAGACUGCAAGACUGAAGAAGACUUUACAGCAGUACAAGAUUCUGGAUCCUCCAACUGUGGAACCAGAUCCAGUGGUGCCACAUUCGGAGGAACUUCCUCAAGGUGCUGCUGUUGCUGUUUCCUCCUCGACUGCCAUACAGUGUUUACCGGGUCCACCACCAAGGAUACGCACAUACAGUGACGUACUGAAGCAAGCAUCAGUUGCUGUUGUUCCAUUCAAACAGAAAAGCCAUUCAACAAGUGUCAGACUUCAGUGGAUUUCAAACUUAAAUGUUUCAGUGAAAAAGGAUUCUUCAGAAACAGAAAUUUUAGGAUUAGCUUUCUUUGGUCAUGACAGGCUUGUUUUAACUGACAAGGGUAACUGUAAAGUCAAAUCGUUUUUGAAAGAUGGUACCACAGGGUUUGUGAAGGAGUUUUCUGAGAAUGGUAACUCGCCAUCUUCAAUUGCAUGUAUCAAGGAUGUCAUUGCUUUUGUGAUCCAGAAUGCUCUGUAUAUUGUGACAAAGCAGUACGUUCCAAUAGCAAAGGUAAAGUUGUCCCCAACAGACCAAGUGGAGGAUAAUGUAUCAUAUCCAUUGUGUUUGUAUGACGAAGAAUCGUUCCUUGUCAGCAAUCUCCAGGCCAACAAGCAGUGGGUCAUUAAAGUGAGUGGGGAGCACAUCCGUGAAUUACAAUGUCCUGCCAAGUCUCCAGUCUUUUCUGUAGCCCGGGAUUCCUGCAUGAGGUACCUCUACAGUUCAUGGGGACAACCAGGUUCAGUCGUCGUCACCGAACCCAACUUCAAGCGUUUCCUGGUUCUCCGACCCAACACCAGCGACGCCGCGACAGAUGAGUGGUAUCCGGGCUACGCUGCUUGUGAUAAUGCAGGGAAGUUCUAUGUCUGUGACACAAACCAGGACCAGAUCAUUGUAUUCAACAGAUAUGGCAACCAGGUGAUGACCUACUCAACUGCAGCUGAAAACCUCUCGAUGCCAUUGUGUCUCAUCAUUGACAGGAAAGACACCAUGUUUGUUUCAGGGAAGAACAAGGUGUGUCAGUACAAGAUUAAAAGAAGGAAACCUUCAAACUGAAGGGUAUAGAUCAGUCGCCCAUCCUCAGCUGGAUCAUCAAUAAUAUUGUGUUGGAUGUGUGAUAAGGAACCAACUAUUUUAUGUUCUCAGGGGUCGCCUGACAUGGCCUGACUCUCCUAUAAAUAUAAUAUGUCUG
Haliotis rubra (blacklip abalone) is the source of this 2709-nucleotide messenger RNA. Its product is annotated as transcription intermediary factor 1-beta-like. The transcript has 3 exons. Gene Ontology annotation, biological process: positive regulation of DNA-templated transcription. Gene Ontology annotation, molecular function: zinc ion binding; ubiquitin-protein transferase activity. Bases 192 to 2573 code for a protein of 793 amino acids. Lineage: Eukaryota; Metazoa; Mollusca; Gastropoda; Lepetellida; Haliotidae. Gene Ontology annotation, cellular component: nucleoplasm; chromatin. The record is from RefSeq and is a predicted model, not a curated record.